Messenger RNA from Cucumis sativus (cucumber), 1242 nucleotides. RefSeq names its product GDSL esterase/lipase At5g41890. NCBI's taxonomy places the organism in Eukaryota, Viridiplantae, Streptophyta, Magnoliopsida, Cucurbitales, Cucurbitaceae. The coding region runs from base 18 to 1148 and encodes 376 amino acids. The transcript has 5 exons. Gene Ontology annotation, molecular function: hydrolase activity, acting on ester bonds. The record is from RefSeq and is a predicted model, not a curated record.
CGAGUCGAGCCUUGGGAAUGUUUGAAAAAAAAAUGGAGUUUUCUAAAUCAUAUGUUGUGAUGGUCAUUGUUUUCUUCAUCAACUUCUUUCAUGGUGGUUUUUGUUUCACGACCUUUGUGUUUGGAGACUCGCUUGUUGAUGCAGGGAAUAACGACUAUAUUUUCACCCUAUCCAAAGCUGAUUCUCCACCAUAUGGUAUUGAUUUUAAACCCUCCGGUGGCCAACCCACAGGAAGGUUCACCAACGGUCGAACUAUUUCAGAUAUUAUCGGGGAAUAUCUUGGAGCCAAAUCAUUUCCUCCACCAUUUCUAGCUCCAAUAAGUACACAAUCAGACACAAUAAUAUAUAAAGGAAUAAACUAUGCUUCUGGAGCUUCUGGCAUCUUGGAUGAAACUGGUCUUUUAUUUUUGGGAAGGAUUUCACUUAGGGAACAAGUGAAGAAUUUUGAGGAGAGUAGAAAUGCGAUGGUGAAAGUGAAGGGAGAGAAUGAAACAAUGGAGGUUUUGAAGAAUUCAAUUUUCUCUUUAACAGUUGGAUCCAAUGAUAUAAUCAAUUAUAUUCAACCCUCCAUUCCAUUUCUCCAAACAAACAAGCCUUCCCCAAGUGAUUACUUGGAUCAUAUGAUCUCAAAUUUAACAGUACACCUCAAGCGAUUGCAUGCGUUGGGAGCACGAAAGUUCGUAGUGGUUGGAGUUGGACCGCUUGGUUGCAUUCCAUUCGUACGAGCGAUACAUUUUGUAACAAAUGAAAAAUGCUUAGAAGAAGUGAAUCAAUUGAUCGAAACCUAUAAUUUUCGGCUUAAUGGAGCGGUUGAUCAAUUAAACUUAGAGUUUGGUCUUAGUACCAUGUUCAUUUAUGCCAAUUCAUAUGCGGUCUUCACGAAGAUUAUUGUCAAUUAUCGACAAUAUGGGUUUGUGAAUGCAAAGCAACCAUGUUGUGUUGGAUACUUUCCUCCUUUCAUUUGCUACAAGGAUCAAAACCAAUCAUCAAGCUCUUUCUUGUGUGAGGAUCGAUCUAAAUAUGUGUUUUGGGAUGCAUAUCACCCAACAGAAGCUGCUAAUAUCAUAAUUGCCAAAGAGCUCCUCGAUGGAGAUGAAACCAUUACUUCUCCCAUCAACAUUCGUCAAUUGUAUGCCUAUCGUUUAUAAUGUACUGUGUUUGUUUUUAGCUAUGUUUGUAUUGGUUAUUUUUACAUGUGAUGUGUAAGUUCUUCUCAUAUAUAAAAUAGAUGUGUUUUUCUUA